CGAAAAGAUGCCGCCGCCGGCCCCACCCACACCUGCCCCCAUCCCGAGUCGCGAGUGACCACCGACGGAGCAGACGGAGCAGUCGAGCAGAGCAUACAGCGGGCGUAGGAAACAUGCCGCCGCCGCCGCCGGAGGGGAAGCGGCAGAAGCUAUCGGGGGCGGAGUCCCGGGAGCGGACGCUGCGCUUCUUCCAAGGCCUGGGUGCGGACGUGCCCCUCCCGGCCUCCGCUGAGCGCUCCGACGCCUACUCCGCCCUCGUCCGCGCCCUCCUCUCCCCCGCCGCCGUCUCCGCAUCGCGCGUCUCCUGCACCCUCACCAUCUCCCCCGCCGUGGCGAACCAGUACAACACGCUCCACGGCGGCGCUGUGGCGGCCGUUGCGGAGGCCGUCGGGAUGGCGUGCGCGCGCGCGGCGGCCGGGGACAAGGAGAUGUUCCUCGGUGAGCUCAGCACCGCGUACCUCGCAGCCGCGCGCCUGAAUGGCGGCCUGGCGACCGCAGCCGCCAACUACCCCCGCGCCGCCGGACUGCCGGAGCAGCAAGCAACUCAAGCGGGCGAAAGGAUGCAGCCGCCGCCGGAGGGGGAGCCGCAGCGGCUGUCGCCGGCGGAGUCCCGGGCGCGUACGCUGGCCUUCUUCCGCGCCCUGGGCGCGGACGCGCGCCUCCCGGCCUCGGCCGAGCUCCCCGACGCCUACUCCGCGCUCGUCCAUGCCAUUCUCUCCUCCGCCGCCGUCUCGGCCUCCCCGGCCCCGCGCGUCUCCUGCACCCUCACCGUCUCCCCCGCCGUGACGAACGCGUACAACACGCUCCACGGUGGCGCGGUGGCGGCCGUCUCGGAGGCCGUCGGGAUGGCGUGCGCGCGCGCCGCGACCGGGGAUAAGGAGAUGUUCCUCGGCGAGCUCAGCACCGCGUACCUUGCCGCCGCACGCCUCGAUUCUGAAGUGGAUGUUGAAGCGCAGAUACUAAGGAAGGGCAGAUCGGUCGUAGUUACUACAAUCGAGUUCAGGCUCAAGGACACCAAGAAGCUCUGCUACACAUCUCGAGCCACCUUUUACAUCAUGCCUGUGGCAAGCCUAUGAAUGAUCUAGUUGCGUAUGGACAGUGUGUUCUAUUUGCAGCACCAGAGUUGUAUUGCGUACAUUUCACUUGGAUAACAUAUAUCUGUUGUUUCCCUGACGAAAUAAAUCAUAUGGGCCCAUCCUGUUGUAAUGGUUUAAAUCCUCCUAUACAUGCCAACAGUUGCAGCGAAAAAGAAGAAAAGACCGUUGUGUUCUGAUUUUCUUACGGAA
Phragmites australis (common reed) is the source of this 1286-nucleotide messenger RNA. RefSeq lists its product as uncharacterized. The transcript is spliced from 5 exons. Gene Ontology annotation, molecular function: fatty acyl-CoA hydrolase activity. NCBI's taxonomy places the organism in Eukaryota, Viridiplantae, Streptophyta, Magnoliopsida, Poales, Poaceae. Bases 114 to 1076 code for a protein of 320 amino acids. The record is from RefSeq and is a predicted model, not a curated record.